Molecule: messenger RNA, 729 nt
Organism: Toxorhynchites rutilus septentrionalis
Lineage: Eukaryota; Metazoa; Arthropoda; Insecta; Diptera; Culicidae
Exons: 4
Coding region: 85-600 (171 amino acids)
Source: RefSeq, a predicted model, not a curated record
AUAUUCGAAGAUUCAGUCUCCCUUCGUUGAUCGAUAAGACGUGUUGAAGCGCUGAAAACCCCUUGCAUCUCCGUUUUUUUUAUAAUGGGCCAAGUGAAGUGCUAUAAUAUCGCGAAUCGCCUCUACAUCCCCUACGAGGAUAAACGCUUCCUGGCCUAUCUGGUGGGUGGUCUGACAACGGUUUUUGGCACCGUAUUGUUCGGUCUGGUGGCCACGCAGAAGUUAGACGAUGAAAGUUGCCUCUCGUUCUCUUAUGUUUAUAGCUUGGAACUUCCGCUCCUGACAGUCAUUUUGAUGGUGUAUUAUAUAGCGACUUUCGCGUUCUUCUGGGGCGUUUGGCAGGAAAAAUCUAAAUAUAUUCUGCCGUUCUUCUGCCUUCUGGUAGCCACCGUCGGAUUCAUAGGUCAUGCCCAUGUCGAGCGGAUGCUUUUUGAGGUUGGCGAGGACGAGCGGCGUUUCGUUAUAGCUGCAUUUAUUUUUACUACAGGCAUGCUGGUUUUUGCUAGCGCAAUCACAUUACUGUUGUACCGGGAGAUGAGCAGUACCAGGCAGGACAAAGUGGAAUAUCUGGAGAUGUUUGUGGCGGACGGAAAGUUUUGAGCGUGAUUCCGAGUUGUGAAUGUACCUGGGUAUUAUAACAGUUAUUUCUAAAAUCAUAACCUUUGUACAUGUUAUUUUAAAUUUAAACAAAUAAAAAAAAAUAUGUUAGUCAAAACAGAAUUCAUUAUA